ACGCGCGCAGCGGUUGUGAUGGUCGAGCGCGGAGUCGCGGGGUAACGUCGCGUGCGCAUGCGCACAUCAGUCUGCGAUCUGAGUUGGUCAGAAAAUGGCGUCAGUCAAGUUUCUGGAGGAAGUACUCAGUAAGGACGUGGACGAAAACGCGUUCAGUGCAAUCGUGGUGUCGUUGGAAAGCGAGCUCGUCACCAACAGCACCAAUACAUCGGUUGUAUCUGCCGGCAAAAGGAGUCACCCACUGACUGGUCACAUCAGCAAUGCAAUCGCAGCUACCACGGCCGCGCCGCAAAAACAACAGCAGCACUUGGUCAACGGCACCCGGGCCGCCUCCUCGAUGAACAAGUGCAUAUCCGCCUCCGUAACUUCCAACAAUAACAACAGUUUAAUGCCGGGUAUAAGUCAACCAGAUUUUGUUGGCCAACAACAACACCAGCACCAGCAACACCAGCAGCAGCAGCAGCAACAGCAACAGCAUGUCGUCAACCCUACGUUGGCGCACAACUAUGCAGCACCGCAACCCAUAAAACUUCAAGAUCAGGUCAAAGUGGUCUAUUCCAAUUCGGCCAAUAACCGUAAUUACGUUCCGGUUAACUCUCUGCCAAACGGCACUAUCAAUUCUACCAGUACAGGUACUGGAACGGCUGUUGUUAUUAAAUCAACUACUCAUCAACAGCAACAAAGUUCACCUCCAGUUUCUACUAUGACUUUAACUGGACAAGUAUCGUCCAAUCAAUCUCCAGUUACAUCUAAUGUCAUAACUGUUUCUAAACAGGUAGCACAAGGUGUAGUUUCUGGUAAUUCUCCUCAAACAAUUUUGCCAGCAAAUGUGCAAAUACUGAAUGUAAAUGCAUUAAGACCACAAAAUUCACAAGGUGGAGUUAACAAAAAUAUGUCUCGAGUAAUGAUACCUCAAGUUGUUGGUGGUCGUCCCGGUGCACCAGGGCUUACAUUACAAACUCUUCAACAAGCUCAAGGUGGACACAUAUUAUUAAAGACUGAAAAUGGCCAGUAUCAGUUAUUACGAGUUGGCCCUGCACCUGGCCAAGGAACUGCUAUAACUCAAAAUAAUGCAAACUUUAGAGUACAAUCUGUUCCUGCAGUUGCAACUAGCAAUGUUUCUAUUGCUGGUACACCAACAACAACACCAACUCAAACAAUAGUUCAACCUCAACAGGCACAUCAAAAAGUUCAACAAGAUAACACCAAAGAAAAGUGCCGGAAAUUUUUAGCCAAUUUGCUUGAAUUGUCAAGUAAAGAACCAAAACCUGUUGAAAGAAGUGUACGUACUCUUAUACAAGAACUAGUUGAUGCUAAGGUGGAGCCAGAGCAAUUUUGUGAUCGACUAGAAAAACUUUUAAAUGCUUCACCACAGCCGUGCCUUAUUGGUUUCCUCAAGAAAAGCUUACCACUCUUGAGGCAAUCACUUAUGCUUAAAGAAAUGGUGAUUGACGGCAUUCGACCACCAUUACUUAGUGCUGUAACCCAACCCACUGUUGUUUUAGCUAAUCAACAGCAAACAACGAAUACACAAGUUAUGGGAAAUAUCAUAAAUGCUGCAUCAAAUCAACAAACAGUUAGAAUAAUGACUACCCAACAACCAACCUUGACAUCAGCAAGGUCUAAUAAUAUGCAACAUCAACAUAGGAUUGUUUCUCAACAAGUCAGGGUACAAACUCCAACAGGCUUAACGGCUGUUAACAAAAUGGGUUCAAUUCGGAUACAACCACCUGUUGCAUCUCAAACUGGUACUCUUCCUCCACCACUUACAUCAACCUCAUCACCAAGACCCAUGAGUGGUAGUCGACAAAUGCUUGUUAAAGCAGUACCUAUUAAGACACCUACUGGAUCACAUAUAAAAAUUAAUACUACUUUAGCGUCUUCAACAGUGCAAACAAGUAGUAUAACAAUGCCUCAACCUCGAAUACCACCAUCACCAAACUUGAUAAGUCAGCCAACAAUGAUAAACAAAGUUCUAACACCCAUUACUAGUGUACCUUCAACAAUUGUUGUUCCACCUAAACCUCCUUUGAAAGAAAAAGAAAAGAAAUCGUUUUCAUCAUCAGCAGCAUAUGUUGGAGACGAUGACAUAAAUGAUGUUGCUGCUAUGGGUGGAGUUAACUUAGCUGAAGAAACCCAAAGAAUAUUAGGAUCUACUGAAUUUGUUGGAACACAAAUUAGAUCAUGUAAAGAUGAAAUACUUUUACCUCAAAAUCCAUUAGUAGCAAAAAUUAAGCAAAUAGUCAAUAGGGAAGGUUUAGAAGAUGCUGCUGCUGAUGUUCCAGCAUUAGUAUCUCAUGCACUUGCUGAACGUUUAAAAGACCUUUUAGAAAAAUUUGCUGUUGUUGCUGAGCAUCGUUUAGAUUUUAACAAAGCGGAUAAGCGUUAUGAAAUUACCAGAAAUGUUCGAGGUCAAAUCAAAUGUCUUGAAGAAAUUGAUAAGGUCGAGCGUAAAAAACAAGAUGAAAUGGAACGUGAACUCUUGAUACGAGCAGCUAAAAGUAGAUCUAAAAAUGAAGAUCCAGAACAAGCAAAAUUAAAAGCUAAAGCCAAAGAGAUGCAAAGGGUUGAAAUGGAAGAACUACGACAAAGAGAAGCUAAUCUCACUGCUUUAAAUGCAAUAGGACCUAGGAAAAAACCUAAAUUAGAACCUGGAUUAAGUCCUAGUUUACAGAACCAAAAUUCUAGUAUUAGUACAAACUUAACAAAUAGACAAACAAUACCUAGACAAAGGAUAAAACGUGUUACAAUGCGAGAUACCCUUUUUGUACUUGAACAAGAAAAGGAUAUUCGUAGAAAGUCAAAUUUCAUGUUCAAACCAUUUUUGAAAUGAUAUAUCGUAAAAUUGUCAUUGUAGCCGUUCCUUGUUGAAGCAGCUGGCUAGUCAUAUUGACUAUGUUUUCUGCCACAUUGUCGAACUAAUUCAAAUCAUUAUUGAAUACCAUUUUAGACUUAUUUAAUCAUCUGCAAAAUUGUUAAUUUUUGUUGUAUAAUUAUUUUUUUCAAUUUUCUGUUAAUUUUAUUUUUUUUUUGUUAAUUGAAACAUUAUAACAAGAUGGAGGUUAUGGACCAUGUUCAUGUUAAACAUAAAUUGACUGCAGAGAAAAAACUUAUGCGAUGUAUCAAAUAUGGCAUUCAUCAAGCCUAUGUUAAAGAUAAUGUAUUUUUUUAUUGUAAAUAACACUAAUGUAUUUUUUAGAGCAUGUAUGUUAAAAAAAAAUAUUUUGUUUAUGUAAAAAAGAAGUUACUCAUUCUUUUUCUGUAAGUUAUGCCCUGAUAUAAGUGAGCACUCAUUAUAUUAUUUUGUAUAAUGUAUAUAUUUUUUUAUUAUAA
This is a messenger RNA of Sipha flava (yellow sugarcane aphid), 3333 nucleotides long. RefSeq names its product transcription initiation factor TFIID subunit 4 (gene Taf4). Bases 95 to 2833 code for a protein of 912 amino acids. NCBI's taxonomy places the organism in Eukaryota, Metazoa, Arthropoda, Insecta, Hemiptera, Aphididae. Gene Ontology annotation, biological process: DNA-templated transcription; transcription initiation at RNA polymerase II promoter. Gene Ontology annotation, cellular component: transcription factor TFIID complex. Gene Ontology annotation, molecular function: protein heterodimerization activity; RNA polymerase II general transcription initiation factor activity; DNA binding. The transcript has 14 exons. The record is from RefSeq and is a predicted model, not a curated record.